UGGGUGUGGGUGUGGGUGUGGGUGUGGGUGUGGGUGUGGGUGUGGGGUGGGUGUGGGUGUGGGUGUGGGUGCGGAUGGGGUGGGGUGGGUGUGGUCGUGGGUGGCGUGGGUGUGGGUGGGGGUGGGGUGGGCGUGGGCGUGGGCGUGGGUGGGGUGGGUGUGGGUGUGGGUGUGGGUAUGAGUGUAAGCGUGGAUGCCAUUGCCGAUACCAUUCAACCACACCCACCCACACCCACACCCAAUCAACUUCGACAAAGACAUCUGAAGAUCAAUCUCUCAGCGGCCCGCAACAUGUACAAUAACAACAUGCUCAUUCACAUUUCUUUUAUCACCAACGCCAAAAGAGAAAAUAACGUCAUGUUCAUCAUAGCCCAAUUUAUAUCCAUCAUCAAUAACAUGCAUAAGAUAAAACAGACAUAAGCAACAACCAGAAAGAGAAAUAUUUUGCUCACAUGCCAAUGAUUUAUGAAAAAAUUAGAACAAAAUUAAUUACUGCAUUUAUUGGAUCAGCAAUAGCUCGAAAUAGAUCAGUGAAACAUAUAGAAAGUGAAACAGAUGAAGUACGUCUUCAUUUUAAAUCAGGCAGCGACUGUGCUGAAGCGUUAGCUUGGUUAAAGACACAUGAAGGACAAAUGUUUAUGCGCAACGUCGAUCAAUUAAUAUUUAUCAUUGGCACAAAUGAUAUUCAUCGAGUUGGUGCUGAUAAAACUGCCUGA
Messenger RNA from Rotaria sp. Silwood1, 716 nucleotides. The record is from the annotation of a GenBank genome assembly. NCBI's taxonomy places the organism in Eukaryota, Metazoa, Rotifera, Eurotatoria, Philodinida, Philodinidae.